This is a messenger RNA of Rhagoletis pomonella (apple maggot), 1720 nucleotides long. RefSeq lists its product as uncharacterized. The record is from RefSeq and is a predicted model, not a curated record. The annotation marks the transcript as partial. The transcript has a single exon. Lineage: Eukaryota; Metazoa; Arthropoda; Insecta; Diptera; Tephritidae.
AAAAUCUGAAGUGAGUUCAACGACAUCGCGCGACGCUAGUGCGAUUGUACACACUCAUUUGGGUAAUUCGUCGUUCGAGCAAGUAAUUCUUGCAACCGCAAUCGUAUUAGUGCGAGAUGCUGCAGGCAAUUACCAACUUGGUAGAGCAUUACUUGAUUCGUGCUCACAAGUAAAUUUUAUAACUGACAGUUUUUCGCAAAGUCUACGCCUGCAAAGGAAGAAGCAACGCGUGGAAAUUUUAAGCAUCGGCAAUUCACCAACAACCAUAAGGCAUAAGGCUAUAGCUACCAUCAAAUCACGUCAUUCAGAUUUUGAGUUGGCACUUGAGUUUUGCGUAACGCCACACUUUUCACAUCAACCAGUGCCUGACAUAGACGUUUCAUCCUGGAACUUGCCAGCGAAUAUAAAUCUGGCCGAUGAACAUUUUCACAAAUCGCAGGGAGUUGAUUUGCUAUUAGGGACUGAUUGCUUCUUCAACGUCCUAUCCAUCGGGCAAAUUAAGUUAAAGGAAUCACUGCCAAUCUUGCAGAAGACUUUGCUGGGGUGGAUCGUUGCUAGCAAAUACAAUUCACCAACAGUUAUCGCAGCAUCCAUUCCACCCUCACUCACGUCGUCGCUAGCUACUUCAUGCAGCGUAUCGGAUACUUCGCUUACCAAUGGUCCAGCAUCUAUCAACGUAGCAUCGUGUUUGUUAUCUUGUGAGGAAAUAAUACAGCAGCAAUUGGAGCGAUUGUGGCAAAUCGACAAUACGACUAUCAAUGCAUCGACACUCACCGAUGAACAGGCUGCUUGUGAAGCAUUUUUUGUGAAGACCGUGGAUCGUGAUGCUACGGGUCGAGUCAUAGUGCAAUUGCCCUUUAAGAACGAUGUCGCUGUUCUGGGUACAUCGUAUGGUACUGCGCUUAGACGGUUCAUUUCGCUCGAACGUCGCCUUCAAUCGCAACCGGAAGUUAAGUCACAAUAUGUAGAUUUUAUGCAAGAAUAUGAGGCAUUGGGCCACAUGACGAAACUUGAAAACGUUGACUUGUCAAGCCCACAUUUCUACAUCCCUCACCACUGCGUACUUCGGCCCACCAGUACCACAACAAAGCUACGUGUUGUCUUCGACGCGUCGUGUCGCACAUCUACCCAAAAAUCGCUAAACGACAUACUUCAAGUGGGAGCUACCAUCCAAAAUGAUCUUUUCAUUUUGCUACUUCGCUUUCGUCUACAUCGCUAUGCACUGACUGCUGAUGUAGUAAAAAUGUACAGGCAAGUGCUAGUGCAGCCAGCUCAUCGCCGCUUCCAGUCAAUUUUGUGGAGGUCUUCACCGAUGGAGGAACUGCGCUCUUUCCAACUAAACACCGUUACCUAUGGCACGUCUGCUGCACCAUUUUUGGCAGUGCGUACGCUCAAGUACUUAGCCGACCAGUACGGAACUCAGUACCCUCUUGGUGCACAAAUUAUCAACUCUUCUUUCUACGUCGAUGAUUUGCUCAGUGGUGCGGACUCAUUUCGUGAACUCUCGCAAAUCAAAAGGGAGGUAACCGAAAUUCUUAGCAAGGGUGGCUUUGACUUAGCGAAGUGGCACUCGAAUUACCAAAGCCUUACGAACAAUGAGGAGGAAAAGUACAUGAGUUUCGACAAUUCAAACACAACUAGCACACUAGGACUAACAUGGAACCAAGCACAAGACAUGUUCCAGUUUUCGUUUAAGCCCAAGAAGCCGUUUAAUGGUAAG